AUGGGGAAAGCCAAAAACCUCAAAGAAGGCAAAAAUGCCAAAAAUGCGAAGAGUCACUUCAAAGCCCGAAUGGAGUUCUUGGAGAAGGCCGCGAAUUAUUUGCAGGCAGCAACGACCGCCACAGUUCCAGUCUCAGUACCAGCACAAGAAACUGAAAGAGAUGAUCAAGAAACCUGCAACAAAGAGCCAGGAGAACACAUGGUGCCGGAGCACACUUUCAACGCUGCAAAAGAUGUUGUGGAUUUGGAAACCAGCAUUCAAAGCUGUGAAACGAGCAAAAAGCCCUUGGCAAACAUCUCAAGAGUCUAUAUCUCACACAUGCGCGGAGUGUCCCUCAAGACACUGACCCGUCUUCCCAUACCAACCAAACGAUCGUUUUGCAAGCGUUGUGAAACACCUCUCGGCUCCGGGGAGAUCCAAAACGCCAGCCGAGGACGCAAGAAACCAUGGGCUGAUGUGAAAGUCAUACGUUGUCUAGUAUGUGGAACCGAGAAGCGAUUCCCCAUGACAGGGCGUAAAAGCAAGAAGCUUGUGGAACGGCGACAGCAGAAGCAGGCACAGGCAGAGGCAGAAGUGCUGGUGCCAGCGCAGGCGCAAACGCAAACCACCCAAAUCCAGAACGAAAUAUCGUGA
Messenger RNA from Penicillium cosmopolitanum, 633 nucleotides. Its product is annotated as ribonuclease P Rpr2/Rpp21/SNM1 subunit. Gene Ontology annotation, biological process: tRNA processing. The transcript has 2 exons. Gene Ontology annotation, cellular component: nucleolar ribonuclease P complex. The record is from RefSeq and is a predicted model, not a curated record. The coding region runs from base 1 to 633 and encodes 210 amino acids. Lineage: Eukaryota; Fungi; Ascomycota; Eurotiomycetes; Eurotiales; Aspergillaceae.